CAUUUUAUAGUUUGCUCGUGAGGCUGUGUGUUUUCUUUAUCAAAUUUCUGUAUUCAUAUUUCCAGAGUUUGCGUUUAUUUAUACACGUAAAAGUUUUAGGUGAGUCCAAACAUGGAAAGAAUGAAAUUGUUGACAGUUUCAGAACCAGUUUGAGGUGCUUGAUAAUAAUGGAUUGUUCAUUCAAUCAAAGUGUGGCCAAUUAUAAUAUCAGUUUAUGCGAAAAUUCCGAAAAUGGAACAAUUGAUCAAGAUUUCAUUAUUCCAUAUAAUGAACGACCUGAAACCUAUGUGGUUCCUGUGUUAUUCUUCUUGAUAUUCGUAAUAGGAGUCAUAGGAAAUGGAACUUUGGUGAUUAUAUUUAUAAAACAUGAACAUAUGCGAAAUGUACCAAAUACGUUUAUAUUUUCUCUAGCAAUAGCAGAUCUAUUGGUAAUACUGACCAGCGUUCCGUUCACUUCCAUCAUUUAUACCAUGGAAGAUUGGCCUUGGGGUGAACUAAUAUGCAAAAUGUCAGAGACAGCCAAAGACUUAUCAGUAGCUGUAUCUGUGUUCACAUUAACAGCCCUUUCUGCUGACAGAUUUUUUGCUAUUGUAGAUCCGUUAAAAAAGUUCCAUACUGGAGGAGGAACUAAAACUGCCACAAAAAUAACUAUCAGUAUUGCUGUAUCGAUUUGGGCAAUAGCAUUUUUGAUUGCUAUACCAGCCGCCGUGGGCUCUCACAUAAAACCCAUUCCCGAUGAAAACAACACACAAUUUUUGAUUUGUUAUCCUUUUCCUACUCAUUGGAUGAACUAUACUUAUCCUCAAGUGAUGGUUUUGUUCAAAUUUUUCAUUCUGUAUUUAAUACCUUUAUUUGUAAUUGCAAUAUUUUAUCUCGGAAUGGCCAUAUCAUUGAUAACAAGCACACACAAUAUGCCAGGAGAGAUUCAAGGACUUAAGAAACAGAUUAAGGCUAGAAAGAAAGUUGCUGUGACAGUAUUAAUAUUUGUAGCAGUAUUCGCCGUUUGUUUUGCUCCUCUCCAUAUCUUCAUGUUAUUUUUUUAUUUCUAUCCAGAUUUCCAGGAUUGGUAUAAUGCGUUUUGGCAUUACCUGAGAAUAACUGGAUUUUGUCUAAACUACAUCAACUAUUGUGCUAAUCCCAUUGCCUUAUAUUUUCUCAGUGGAGCAUUUAGGAAAUACUUUGACCAAUAUCUAUUCUGCAAAAAGCCACGAAGGUUGAGGCAAAAUACUUAUCCCCAUCAACACACAUCAAUAUCCCUUUUUUCAGUUAAACGAAACCAAAACGACAAGCAAACGUCAAUAAAUUGUUCUACUCAUGACACACAGGAAACUCAAGAGACUACAUCGGCACUAUUGGGAAACAAUGAAGUCGAGUGCAGCCAUUCGAGCAAAAAAAUAAGAUAACACAGCAAAGAUGUUUUGCUACGGUUACAUCGACAUACUUUAAGUACGGGGUUGUUUCUAGACAAUGAUUUUGCAUCAUUUUAUUCUAGAAUUUCAACCGACAAUUGUGAUAGAAUUGUAGAUUUGGUGAGAUCGUCGUUGUUCGAAUGUUUUUUGAAUUAAUUAGUCAAAAUAUAUAUCGUCCUACUAUAUUGAGCGUUUCACCAGUUCAUAUAAUAUCGUAUGUGAAUUUAUAAAAACUAAGAAUCUUAUCCAAGUAUACUGUGAAGCCACCCAUUGUGGUUUCAUUUCUUAGAAUAUUUAUCAAAAUAUAGAGCAAUUGAGUAAACCAUUUUUAUCAGGAACCAUAAUACGCUAAAGAAAAAAAUAAAAUUUUUCGCCUCAAAACUUCAGGAAUGAUUUGAAUGAUAGAUACUGAUAAUGACAAAGUUGUAAAACUAUUUUGUGGACAUAAUAGUACUGAAAUGUAAAGAUAGACCAUAUGAGAACUAUUACAUAGUUAUAUGUGAUAUGCACAAUUGAGUAUAAUUAAAAUUCAUUGUUAAGGAUACCGCUUAUAUCGCCAGAUUAGGAUCAACAAAACCACCUCUGGGCAAGAACCCAUUUAUAGCUAUAGCCAAAAGUGUAGCUAUUUCAUCUCUCACAACACAGUCUCUUCGUAUACGGAUGAAAACAUCUGGCAAGAGAAAAUCUAAGACACAAUCAGGUAGGUCUUCUGCUUGUCUUUUAGCCGGACCGGGACCUAAACUGUAGACGACGUCAAUGGUGAGUACCCAGAACUCACACAUGCGAGGUUCAAGCACAUGGACAAGCCUCACAGUUUGCCUAGUAACGUAAAGUAUUUAUUCAAUUUGCUCUACGCAAACUGUCUUCAAUUAACAACUUUCGUUUGGAUUGGAAUCUUGAUUUCUUCAAUAUCCUUUAGAUGAUGUAAUUAGAACCACAUUUUAGUUUUAUACAUAAUUUUAUUCAUACAAUACAAUUGUAUAUUCAUACUACAACUUAAUUAUAAAAAAAAGUUUUGAAAACAUUACUGAGCUAAAAUAAAUUAUCAAGCAUAAAUAAAGCCCCUAAAUUAAAAAAAAAUAGAAGUGUAGUGUAGAGAACAAUCAGGGUACAAUGAGGCCAAAAACAUACCCUCGAAAUGUGAAACUUUUUCCAUUGUAUUGAGCUCUUUCAGGUUCAUAAGUUUUCAUUGUCAAAUGUAAUGUCCAGUGGUAGAUAUCCACUCCGCCCGAAAAUAGAUUAAUAUCAGAAACAACUACCUAUACUUUAUAGCCGUUGAAAUCAAAAUAAACGUUAUUACUAAAUAAAUUUUAAUAAAUAUAAGGACUGGCAGCAUGAAAAUAGAAUAAAAUCGUCUUCAGAAAAUGUAUUUUCCGUGUAUUUUAAGGAUUUAUGAAUAAAUCUGAACCAAAUUCUC
Messenger RNA from Diorhabda carinulata, 2826 nucleotides. RefSeq names its product neuropeptide CCHamide-1 receptor-like. Gene Ontology annotation, molecular function: G protein-coupled receptor activity. Gene Ontology annotation, biological process: G protein-coupled receptor signaling pathway. Gene Ontology annotation, cellular component: membrane. NCBI's taxonomy places the organism in Eukaryota, Metazoa, Arthropoda, Insecta, Coleoptera, Chrysomelidae. The record is from RefSeq and is a predicted model, not a curated record. The coding region runs from base 168 to 1403 and encodes 411 amino acids. The transcript is spliced from 6 exons.